This is a messenger RNA of Loxodonta africana (African savanna elephant), 4071 nucleotides long. RefSeq names its product cysteinyl leukotriene receptor 2 (gene CYSLTR2). The record is from RefSeq and is a predicted model, not a curated record. Gene Ontology annotation, cellular component: plasma membrane. The transcript is spliced from 4 exons. Lineage: Eukaryota; Metazoa; Chordata; Mammalia; Proboscidea; Elephantidae. Gene Ontology annotation, molecular function: leukotriene receptor activity. Gene Ontology annotation, biological process: G protein-coupled receptor signaling pathway. Bases 521 to 1543 code for a protein of 340 amino acids.
AUUUUUCCAGUGGGUGAUGGAAACCAAAAUCAAACCCACUGCCAUCGAGUCGAUUCCGACUCAUAGUGACCCAAUAGGACAGAGUAGAACUGCCCCUUGGAUUUUCCAAAGAGCACCUGGCGGAUUUGAACUGCAAACCUCUUGGUUAACAGCCAUAGCUGCUCUGAAAAUGCUAAUAAGUGCUGUCCACGUAAGGCAGUGCUAAUACUACUGUUGUUAGGGAAACAGAAGUCAUUUAGGAGAACUAACUGCCACUUAAACUCUGACUUUAGUUCAUCACAUCCUCGUGAUCUGUUGGCCAAAGCACUGAUAAAAAACAGUCAUAAGCGAGGCAGGUCUCUUCCUUUCAGAGGUGGUUCCUAACUGGAAAACUUGCCCUUUCUUCCUGCAGGGGGACACAGGCACCCAGACCUACAGAGCCUGCUGAAUUACUCAUUUAAAAGAAGAAGUCAGGCGAGCUGGAGGAGACGGAAGCCAAAGCAACUGAGAAGAAAAAACCCUCAGAGUGGAAAGAAAACCUAUGUCCUUGCCUCUAUACACCUCCAAAGCAGAAAUGGAACAAAAUGUUAACUUCAGCGAUAGCAACAACAACAGUAACUGCACAAUUGAAAACUUUAAGAGAGAAUUUUACCCCAUCAUGUACCUGAUAAUCUUUGUCUGGGGAGCCUUGGGAAAUGGCUUUUCCAUAUUUGUUUUCCUGCAGCCAUAUAAGAAGUCCACGUCUGUGAAUGUUUACAUGUUAAACCUGGCCAUUUCUGAUCUCCUGUUCACGACCACACUGCCUUUCAGGGUUGACUAUUACUUCAGAGGCUCCAAUUGGAUAUUUGGAGACUUGGCCUGCAGGCUCAUGUCUUACUCCAUGUAUGUCAACAUGUACAGCAGCAUCUAUUUCCUGACUGUGCUGAGUGUUGUGCGUUUCUUGGCAACCGUUCACCCUUUCCGGCUCCUUCAUGUCACCAGUAUCAGGAGUGCUUGGAUCCUGUGUGGCAUCAUAUGGAUUCUUAUCAUUGCUUCCUCAACAGUGCUUCUGAAGAGUGGGGUUGAGCAGCAGAACAAUGUCACUUUAUGCUUGGAGUUGAAUCACAAUAAAAUUGUUAUACUGAAGGUCUUGAACUACAUUGCCUUGGCGGUGGGCUUCUUUCUGCCGUUCUGCACUCUCAGCAUCUGCUACCUACUGAUCAUCCGAACUCUUCUAAAGGUGGAAAUCCCAGAAUCAGGACCGCGGGGUUCUCACAGAAAGGCAUUGACCACCAUCAUCAUUGCCUUGAUCAUCUUCCUCUUGUGUUUCCUGCCCUAUCACAUACUGAGAACCCUCCACCUGGAAAAGUGGGAUAUGUGCAGAGCCUCACUGCAUAAAGCCGUGGUCAUCACACUGACCUUGGCGGCAGCCAAUACCUGCCUCAACCCUUUGCUCUAUUACUUUGCUGGAGAGAAUUUUAAGGACAGAUUAAGGGUUAUCCUUGGAAAAGGUCAUCCACAUAUGACAAAGAUCAAAGGCAGAUUUCCAGUUUGUAUGUGGUCGAAAAAGGAAACAAGAUUGUAAGGAGUCAUUAGGAUGUGCUCCUCCAAAAUGAGAGAUUAAACCAAGACAGAAGAAAACAUGACAUCCAGGAAAGGAAGAAUCCAACACGGGAGAAAAGUGAAGAGAAUUCCCAGGAUGUUGGUGUGCAGCAGGCCCAGAGAGCAACUUUUCCAUAUAGGAGUGGGAAUCUCAGAGGACUCCAGGAGACAUAUCACCUAGAAAAACAAGAAACUAAUUGCUUUGCACACAUUGAAAGGGAUUUCUAUCUCUCUUGGAGAGCUUGGGAUGAAUUAGUGAUAAAUACAUAGACAACUAAGCAAAUGAAAAGACAGUGAUAUUGUUAAAUACUAGGGAAAAAAACUGUUAUACAAGAUAUUAAAGGUAACCAUAAUACACUACAUGGCUCAGUUGUAAAUAAUAUUUACAUAGAGAAUAACAUAAACAGUAAAAUGCUGUGAUAUAACUUCUUUCAAGGAAUGAGGGGAGAGGAAGUUUAUGUGUGUGUGAGAGAGACAGAGGUGUAAGAAACCUAGAGUCCUGUCUUCCAUCACAGAAAAUACAUAAUAACUAAAGUGGAAAAAUGAUAUAAAGCUGUGUAAGUAUGUUAUUUAGCAAUAAAAACUAAAUACCAGAAGAAACAGCUAAAGGAAUUGUCAGAUUGUCUUUGGAGGAAAGUUGGGAGUGGGGGAAUAGAACGAAAUUUAUCUUUCCCUUUUAAGUACCAUUUAACUGUCUAACUUGUGAAUAUGUAUUGCUGACAUAAAAUAAAAGUUACGUUAAAAUUCAAUUUGAAAAUUCAAAUUAAUUCUGAGUUAUUAAAAAAAAAAAAGAAGACGAAGAAAGGCCACCAGAAAUGAAACCUGAAUGCCUACAGGAGAAAGGAAAGCCCCAUGACUCCAUUCCUGCCUGGUAACAAGCUGAGUGCAAGAGCCUGGGUCCACAUGCUUCCUUCCUUAUAUCCAGGAGAAGAAAGAGGGUGUCUCCUACCCAUACCCUCUAACAAAAGUCCUGGGCUUCAUUUUCAUUAGACAUACUCAGCUCACACACCAUUCUUAAACUAAGCCAAGGACAAAGGGAUUACUCUGAAUGAAAAGAGAGUCCACGCCUGGAGUGGGGGAUGGGGUUAACCCCACUGAAUACUCAGGCCUACUAACUGGUACAGGGGUGAAAUGGGGCCUGCAGAGGCCAUAUAAUAUCCGUACCACGUGAGGUGGGGGCAAGACCUGCUAGGCAGCUGGGGAUCUAGCUGGGUACCUGAACAGCAUGUCCAGCAGGUCAGGGUGCGUGCGGUCAGAUGGGCUUUAAGGAGGAAGGGGGAAGCUAAAUUAUGAGGUUAUAUUGCUAAGUCAUAGGGAUUUGAAAAUGAAAUCUGGUAGGAUAGCACAGUUAAGCCCAGGUCCUUUAGGUGUGUUCGGAGGAGCUGUGAAAAGGAUUCUGCCAAAGAUGUGUGUUAUUAUUGUCUGUUAUGGAUUGUGUGGUAUCCCCCAAAAAGAUACCGAAGUCCUAACCUUUGUUCCUGUAAAUGUGGCCUUAUUUGGGGAAAUAGGACUUUGUUUGCUUGUUUUUCUUCUUAAGAUAUGAUCGGUUCCAUUAACAAGAUCAUACCAGAGUAGAAAACCAAAUCAAACCCAUUGCCGUUGACUCCAACUCAUAGAGAUCCUAUAGGACAGGGUAGAACUACCCCAUAGGGUUUCCAUGGCUGUGAUCUUCACGGAAGCAGGCUGCCGCAUCUUUCUCCUGGAACAGCUGGUGGGUUCCAGAUGCCUACCUUUUGGUUAGCAGCUGAGCGCUUAACCACUGUGCCACCAGGGCUCCUUUGCCAGAGUAGGGAGGGCCUUAACCUUAAUCCCUUCUGAGCAGUGUCUUAUAAAAGAGGAGAACAGACACGGGAAGCAGAGUCACAGACCGGUGCCGUGGGAAAAUACUACAAACAGCAGAGGAACGCCAAGGAUGGCUGGCAGUCACUAGUAGCUAGGAGAGGAGUGUGGAUCAGUUUGUCUUUCAAGACCUUCAGAAGGAAUUGAAAAAAUCGAUACCCUGAUUCAGACUUCUAGUCUUCAGAAGUGUGAGACAAUAAAUUUCUCUUCUUUAGAGCCAUCCACUUUGUGGUAUUUUGUUAUAGAAGCCCUAGGAAACUAAGACAGUGUCUUAAAUCUAUGGGGUGUGUGUGUGUGUGUGUGUGUGUGUGUGUGAGAGAGAGAGAGAGACAGAGAGACAGAGAGAAUGACUUACUUUUUCCUUUUCCAAGGUGUUUCCUUUCUCCAGCCAGGGUGGAGACUCUCACUUGGUGAAAUAUGUUGCCCUUGGGGAAGGAAACUAAAUAGAACUGUUUGUUUACCAAAGUGAAAGCCAAGUGUGUUCCAGGUUUCCAGAUACAGUUCCUUUUGUUUGAGAGAUUAGAUCUCCCCUCGAGCAAGUAUGUAAAUUGUUCAACUGGGAGAAAGAAUUUUGUUGUGUAAACGUUGGUAGAAUUAUGAUACUGGAACUGUGAUUUUAAAUGUGUGUCUCAGAAGCAAAUGAAACAAAUGCCAGUUUAUUUUUGUGAUGAU